UCCUAUUUAAAAGGAAACAUGGGUUUUGUAUGUUUUCCAGUAACAUCAAAUUCAACUAUUUUAUAAUUUGUAUGGCAACACGCUCCCUGUGUUGUGUGUGACACUGUCACUCACUCUGCAAGUAAGGGGCAUCUUCAUCAUCACCAUGGGAACGACAACAACUCCCCUUUCGCACACAGUUAGCGUCUUCAACAUUCCUCGCUCCGCCACCGCCAAGGACCUUCUCCACUUCCUCGAAUCCAAGGUGGGUACUUCUACCGUCUUCGCCCUCGAAAUCUUCUCCGACAACGCCAACUGGAAGUCCCGCGGCGCCGGCCGCGUCCAGUUCGAGACCCUCGACGCUAAGUCCCGCGCCCUAUCUCUCUCCAACCUUCAACAACUGCUCAUCCACUCCCACUUCCUCCGCCUCUCCGAUACCUCCGAAGACAUCAUCUUCCGCCCCCUCCACCGCCUUCAAAAUGGUGUCCUCUACGCCGGCAUCAUGCUCUCCGACCACCGCAUGAGCGUUCUCGACUCCUGGGAGGGCGUUGCGGGGUUGGUAGUGGCCCAAAGGAGGAAGCUUGACUUCUUGGUGUGGCAUGGUGGCGACUGUUACCGACUCGAGAUUUUUUUUGAGGAUAUUUUGGAGUCUCAUGGCUAUUGUUUGGGAGAAGAAGCCAAACUCAAUGCCAUUCUCUUGAAGCUUAAAUUUGGGCCAAGGAUUUACAAGAAAAAGACUGGGCCAGAUGUGGCAACCACGUUUAAGAGUGAUAGGUACCAUUUUUGUAAGGAGGAUUCUGAGUUUCUUUGGGUGCGGACGACUGACUUUUCGGCUCUGAAGUCAAUUGGGCACUCUACUUCAUUUUGUUGGGAAAUUGAGGAAGAACAUUUGGCUUCGGAUGUUUUUACAAGUUUCCCGCUCUACAAGGAAAAUAUGACAGAUUUGGCUCUGGAGGAUGGGGAAGAAUUCUGUUCUUCUACGGAAGCAGUUCCUCUUGUAAAGUGUGCUUCGCAAUCCAAGUUACCUUACGAGGCCCUUUUCCAGUUGAAUUCUCUUGUUCAUACUCAGAAAAUUAGUCUUGCUUCGGUGGAUGAUGAAUUGAUUGACCUUUUGGGAGGCUUAGAUGAAGAAAUUAGAGCUGUGAUUUUUCAGAAAUUGCACCAGAUGGGCUUCACUUGUUAUGAGCCUCUUAAAUUCGUGAAGACUCAGUUGCAUGUGCUGAGUAAUAAGAAAAAAAGUCCACCACAAUCUUCACAGAAAAGAUUGACAGAUAAUAACAUUAUGAGCUGUCAUAGAGCCUUGAUUACCCCAACGAAGAUUUAUUGCCUUGGUCCUGAGCUUGAAACGUCAAACCAUGUGGUAAAGCAUUUUGCAUCCUAUGCUUCAGACUUCAUGAGGAUUACCUUUGUUGAAGAGAAUUGGAAUAAGCUUCCAAAUUAUGCAGUAUCGACUGGUGUGCAAAAGGGAAUAUUUUCAAAGCCUUCUAAAACUGAAAUAUAUAAUCGAAUAUUGACUAUUCUUCGAGAUGGGAUUUUUAUUGGAUCAAAGAGAUUUGAGUUCCUGGCCUUCUCUGCUAGUCAGCUUCGAUCAAAUUCUGUUUGGUUAUUUGCUUCUAAUGACAAUUUGAAAGCAACAGAUAUCAGAGAAUGGAUGGGAUGCUUCAACAAUAUCCGCAGUGUUUCUAAAUGUGCAGCGAGGAUGGGUCAGUUGUUCAGUUCUUCCAUGCAAACUUUUGAAGUGUCCCCUCAAGAUGUUGAGAUAAUUCCAGAUAUUGAAGUUACCACUGAUGGUGUAAGCUAUUGUUUCUCAGAUGGUAUCGGAAAAAUUUCCCAAUCUUUUGCUAGGCAAGUUGCUCAAAAGCUCAAGUUAGAUCAUAGUCCUUCAGCAUUUCAAAUUCGGUUUGGAGGAUUUAAAGGUGUCAUUACUGUUGAUCGCCAUUCCUUUAGGAAGUUAUCAUUGCGCAGAAGCAUGCUGAAGUUUGAAUCCAAAAAUAGGAUGCUUUGUGUCACUAAAUGGANAAAUAAAUAA
Molecule: messenger RNA, 2008 nt
Organism: Vigna umbellata (rice bean)
Lineage: Eukaryota; Viridiplantae; Streptophyta; Magnoliopsida; Fabales; Fabaceae
Source: RefSeq, a predicted model, not a curated record